Messenger RNA from Bemisia tabaci, 1646 nucleotides. The record is from RefSeq and is a predicted model, not a curated record. NCBI's taxonomy places the organism in Eukaryota, Metazoa, Arthropoda, Insecta, Hemiptera, Aleyrodidae.
UUUGAAAAAGUUAAUUUCACUCAUUUUAUCCACUAUCACACCUGUGAUGGAUCGUAUAGAAUCAAACUCUAAAACAGCUCUUGACGCAGCACAACACACGGAGUCCACUAAUUUUGAUGAAAACUAUGAGCCACACGACCACAAACCGACGGGUAAAUCUGCCUCAAAUUUUGCAGCAAUAUCACUUCUGAUCAAAUCUGUUGUCGGAACCGGGAUCCUAGGAAUGCCCAGAGCUUUCUACAAUGCAGGCUACAUUCUCGGAACAUUCGGCACGAUAUUUAUCGGAAUAAUAACAGCCACUACCUCUCAUUUAAUUGCUGAAUCGGAACACGAGUUGUGCAGGCGGAAAAGAAUUCCUCGCAUGACUUAUCCUGAAACAGUCGAAGCGGCGUUUGAACAGGGCCCUCGAAAUGUAAGACGAUUUAAAUAUAUUGCAAGAGUGAUCUGCAGUUCGUUUUUGGUGAUGAUGGAGUUCAGCGGUGGCUGUGUGUAUUUGAUUUUCAUCGCUGAAAAUAUUAAAGAGGUAUGUGACCAUUUAUUUUCUCCAGCACCGCUGAAAUUUUACCUGAUCUGUCUUCUUGGGCCACUCACUUUGUUAUGCUGGAUAAAAAAUCUAAAAAAUUUGGCACCCGGGGCAGCAAUAGGCACUAGUUGUGCCACAGUUUGUAUUGGUGCCGUAUAUUCUUUCAUUUUUUCAGAGCCAAUUUCGUUGGAGGGAAGAAAAGCAACUGGAUCACUCAAGAGUUUUGCCCUUUUCUUCGGCACGUCUAUGUUCGCACUUGCAGCUUUCGCAGAAAUAAUGCCCAUAAAAAACAGAAUGACGAAACCGGCAAAUUUCACCUCGGUUUGCGGUGUUGUCAACGUAGCGAUGGUUUCGAUCACACUUCUCUACCUCACCAUGGGAAUCUUUGGGUAUUUAGCUUACGGAGCAAACACCCAAAAUCCCAUUACACUGAAUCUGCCACAAACUGGAAUCAUCGGUGAUUUGAUUUGCGGGCUACUGGCUGGUUCCGUCUUUCUCAGCUUUCCUAUCGGAUUUUACGUUGUUGUCGAGGAACUUUGGCACAAGAAUUUAAAGUUGAAAUUUGGCCACUCGAAAUAUUUGGAUCAAUGGGAGUACGGAAUUCGAACGGUUCUAACAUUCACUACAGUCCUCUGCUGCAUUGCGAUUCCUAACCUAGAGCUUUUCAUGGCACUUGUGGGUUCUCUGAUGAUGCCCGCCGUAGGCCUGUGGUUUCCGGCUAUCAUGCACAUUCUUACGUUUUGGAAUGAGUACACCGGAUUUAAACGUGUUCUCUUAAUUUUUAAGAUUUCCAUUCUCAUAUUUACCGGUAUGUUUGCUCUCGUUGUCUCUGUAUCCGUCACCCUUCUCGAAAUUUAUGAGACAGUCCUCUAAUUAUAAUAAUUUCUCGCUCCUGCAUCAAAACCAUGCUAUCUAUCUCAAUUGCAAUGAAUCAUCACACUUUUCCAAGCCUCUACGUCAAUUCAGCGACCCAUUACUUUAUGGAGGGGAACUCUGUCCACCGAUUUUAGGUGUCAGUAUAAUGAACAGGGAUGUACCGUUUUUGAAUCUUUUACUGUCAACAUUGCUCAUAGUGUUACGUACUCUGUAUUCUCUGAUUCUGAUAAAAACUUCCAACAAUGUU